Molecule: messenger RNA, 4262 nt
Organism: Tachysurus vachellii
Lineage: Eukaryota; Metazoa; Chordata; Actinopteri; Siluriformes; Bagridae
Gene: rap1gapb
Product: RAP1 GTPase activating protein b
Exons: 23
Coding region: 475-2544 (689 amino acids)
Biological process (GO): regulation of small GTPase mediated signal transduction; activation of GTPase activity
Cellular component (GO): cytoplasm
Molecular function (GO): GTPase activator activity
Source: RefSeq, a predicted model, not a curated record
UAUUAAAAUGAAUCAUAGUCUGAAAAUCCAUUCAGCAUUGAUAAAAAUAUUACAAGGCACAACUUAAUCAAAAGCUUUAUUUUUUUUGAACAAGUUAGAGUGACAUAAUACAUCCUUCCUGCACAGCACAUCCAUUAUCUUGUUGAUGCCAUUUCCAGGUGAAUUUAUAAACUUAAGGCCUAUAUAAUGAAAAUAAAAAAUUUGAAAUACAAUGAUGGUUACUGCAGUGUUAUGCAUCUGAUACACAUGGAUUACUCUGGUACAUUCACAUUUCAACACCAUAAAGUUUAGACUUUGUAUUAGUGACCAUCGUGUGUUUUGUAAGAAAUCUGAGUUUAGGGAAGUAGCUGCAGUUUGAGGAAGUGCCUGCUGUCACUCUUAAUAUCCAGUCUAUCGCUGUUGGUUCUCAUAGUACAACAAACAAGUCACAGGACAACACACACAGGCUUUAGCGUUCUUUAGACUAACUUCACAAUGGCCAGAAGGUCCUUCAUAUACAUCAAUCCAGCUGUUAGGGCAGCACGUCAGCGUAGACGACACAGUGAUAAUUCAGAUUUAUUUGCAAUGAUUGAGCAGAUGCAGAACAGCAGAAUGGAUGAGCAGAGAAGCACACUUCCACCUCCUCUUAAAACAGAAGAAGAUUAUAUUCCGUAUCCAAGUGUUCAUGAGGUGCUCGGACGUAAAGCCCCAUUUCCACUGAUUCUGUUGCCUCAGUUUGGUGGUUACUGGAUUGAGGGAACCAAUCAUGAGAUUUGUACCAUCACAGCAGAGGAGGAGCCACCCUCAUGUCCAACAUCCCAGAUUAAACUGGAGAGUAAUACCAUAGCCAAAAUAUACAGGAAACAUUUCUUGGGCAAGGAGCACUUUAAUUAUUACUCUGUGGACACAGCGCUGGGCCACCUUGUCUUCUCAGUGAAGUAUGACGUGAUUGGGGACCAAGAGCACCUCCGAUUACUGCUUAGGACAAAGUGCAAAACCUACCAUGAUGUGAUACCCAUUUCUUGCCUGAAUGAGUUCCCCAAUGUGGUACAAAUGGCAAAGCUUGUGUGUGAAGAAGUAAAUGUGGACAAACUUUAUCCAGUCCUCUAUCCAAAGGCUUCCAGGCUCAUCGUAACUUUUGAUGAACAUAUCAUACGCGACAACUUCAAGUUUGGAGUCAUCUAUCAGAAGUUUGGGCAGACAUCAGAAGAGGAGCUCUUUGGGAACAGUGAGGAGAGUCCAGCCUUUAUUGAGUUCCUGGAGUUUUUGGGGGAGAAGAUUGAGCUACAAGAUUUUAAAGGGUUUCGUGGGGGUCUGGAUGUUACACAUGGGCAGACGGGAACAGAGUCGGUGUACCACAAGUUCCACAACAAGGAGAUUAUGUUCCAUGUGUCCACCAAACUACCCUACACUGAAGGAGACUCACAGCAGCUGCAGAGGAAGAGGCAUAUAGGAAAUGACAUUGUGGCUAUCGUGUUUCAAGAGGAAAACACACCGUUUGUACCAGAUAUGAUUGCAUCCAAUUUCCUGCAUGCUUAUGUGGUGGUGCAAGUGGAGAAUGCCUGCACAGACAAUGUCCUUUACAAGGUAUCAGUGACUUCAAGAAAUGAUGUGCCUUUCUUUGGGCCUGCUCUCCCAGACCCAGCCAAUUUCAGAAAAAGUCCAGAGUUCCACGAGUUCCUCCUGACAAAACUCAUCAAUGCUGAGUAUUCCUGCUAUAAGGCUGAGAAGUUUGCUAAGCUGGAGGAGAGAACACGCUCUGCACUGCUGGAAACAUUGUACGAGGAGCUGCAUGUGAACAGCCAGUGCAUGAUGGGAUUGGGAGGAGAUGAUGAAAAACUGGAGAAUGGAGGAGGAGGUGGAGGUGGAGGUUUCUUUGAGUCUUUUAAGAGAGUAAUUCGCAAUCGGAGUCAGUCUAUGGACGCUAUGGGCCUAAGCAACAAGAAGCCCCACACUGUCUGUACCAGCCACAGCGGCAGCUUUACCCAUAAUUCCCCAGAUAUCCCCAAAACCCCCGGGAUUUCUCUGAUCAUUCCCGGUAAGAGCCCGACACGAAAAAAAUCGGGUCCGUUUAGUUCCAGGAGGAGCAGUGCAAUCGGCAUUGAGAACAUUCAGGAAGUCCAAGAGAGAAGUAGGGAGGUGUCUCCCAGUGCGCAAAAGAUACCCGAUGGUGGCCAUGCCUUGCACGAGCCAAAUACUGACUUUUCCAAUCACAGUUCACCUGAUAUGCCUACUACCAGGACUAGUGCGUCCCUAAUCUGUAGAGCCCCCUCCAUUCCGGAGACCCACAGUCUGUCGAGGUCCUCGUCCAAUGCCAGCAGCUUCACAAGUGUGGUGGAGGAGAACGACCAUGAGCAUGAGGCUACGGAUGAUUAUGACACAGGACUGGAAAGUCUGUCUUCUGCUGGUACCCCUCACAAGCGGGACUCAUUCACAUACACCAGUAGUUGGUUUGAUGAAAGUCUAAGCAGCACUAGCCAACGCAGCCCACCAGCUGUCUCUCGUCAGCUGUCUGACCCCAUUCGGCCCAGAACACAACGACAACAUUCUGCUUCAAACUGCUAGACCUUUUCGUCCAGAUAUCUUCAUGAAUGUCCAUCGGCAGUACUCCCAUAGGCAGCUCCUAAAGAAACCAACGCCGGCUCCUGUAGAGACCCGCUGCAGAAGGAGAGCUGUCAGUCACAGGGCCUGUUGCCACAAAUUUCUUCUUUUUAGGGCUUGCACCAUUUUGUUUGCACCAUGCGACUGAACCUGCUUUUCAGCAUGCCUUUAGGCCUAAGCAGGUUAAGAUUGCUGUCUGUUAAACAGAUGCCAAUAGUAACAGGAGUGCAUUUUUAUGAUUAUUUGUCUGCCUGCAAAACCAGUAAAUGGUGUUACGGCUUUAACCAGAAAUAAUAUACCUUUUAUGACAUUAUUUUUGUUUUUAUCUGUCUGUCACUCAUUUUGUGUUUUCUGUGUCAUUAAGCACAACACAGAUUACUGGUGGCUCUAAUUUUGUCUACUUCUUGUUGGUGUGUAUUUAUUUAUUCAGAAUCGUAACAGCAGGCAGUCUGUCACUCACAGGGACACAGCAGCCUAAGGAAAAUGACAUCCUAACAGAAUUAUUCAAAGAUUCAAACAAGUACAACAGAACUGAACAUAUUUUUGUGCAACAAAACACACAUGUAUGAACACAUACAGCAGUGCACCAGAAUUGUACGUAAGCUGUUCUCUUCUCUUUUUUUUUAACAAAAGUACAUUUUGUAUUAUUUUCAUCAGUUUUGUGAUUUUGUGAAUAUAUAAAUGUUAUUUGCUGUUAAUUGAAAUGACUUGUGCUGGAAUAUACAAAUCAUUUACUAUCUUGACAGGUGAGUAAUUGUUUCUAACAAGUAAUGCUAUGUAUAAUAAGUUAUACUAUUUAUUUCAUUUUUAAUAAGUAUUUAUGGGUUUUUAUGCACAUUUUCACAACUUACUAUUUGCAUUGGGAACAAGUUCAGACUUUUAGAUUGUGAUGGAUAUAGUGUAUAGUUAAACACACCUGACCCUUUGUAACUGCAGAGCACUUGAGGUUCACUAUUCACUGUGCUGUCUACUGUGAGACGUUUUCAAGUUGCCUUCUAUAGCUUUAUGUGCUCUGUGUGAAAUCCUACUGAAUCCUGCAGAAAGCACCAGUAACAUUUAAAUGUAAAUAAUAAUGCAAUUGGGUAAUUAUAGGAUUUUCAAUAAACAACAAUAAAAUGAUUAUACAAUCAUGGUGACUAAAUCCUCAAGCAGGUUUCAGCCUAAUCUCUAUCUUAUCUAUUUAUGAUAUUUUCCUCAUACAGGGGAAUGUGACAAAAUGAUGUGGUUAUUCCACACCUGCUUUAUAUUCAGUAAAUAGAGAUUAGGUUCAAGUGUUUAUUCAAGAAAAUACAUUUUCAGCUAUCAUGUCUAGAAAACUAUGGUUUGAUAAACAUUUACUUUAUUACUGCUGUGAUUUGGUUAACUGUAAAAUUUUGGAAUGUAUCUGUCAUUUUGAUUAAAUGUGACUGCUUCAUUAUUACUACUACCAAGUGAAAUUCAAGCUUUGUGUAUUUUUCUGUUCCAGAUUUGUUUUGAAGUGAAAUCGUUUGUCAGUAAUGUGAGAAAAAUCUAAAUUUUCUCUACAUUUGGUGAAUCUUUUAAAGUGAAGUGUGUGCUAAAGCCUUGUUAGUACAGUUUGCCGUUGUCAAACUGCUUAUCAAACUGUUGUCGAAUUGCUGUGUGUGCUUGCACAUAAUCAAAAAUUACUGUUAAAAUAAAAGAUUACUCAUGUUUACCAAAAA